Messenger RNA from Caenorhabditis remanei, 927 nucleotides. RefSeq lists its product as uncharacterized. NCBI's taxonomy places the organism in Eukaryota, Metazoa, Nematoda, Chromadorea, Rhabditida, Rhabditidae. The record is from RefSeq and is a predicted model, not a curated record. Gene Ontology annotation, molecular function: protein binding. Bases 1 to 927 code for a protein of 308 amino acids. The transcript is spliced from 5 exons.
AUGUCCAUCGCUCAACAACUCAUCGAUAUGGGAUUCCCAGCUGAAAAAGCCGAAGCAGCCGCUGGAAACGGUAGAAAUUUGGAUCAGGCUCUCGAUUGGAUUGAGAAGGACGGAGCCGGUGUUCCAAUGGAAGAUCAAACUGCACCGACUGAAACGGCGGCUACUGGAGAAGCGAGUACUGGUGGAAGUGCUGACGUGCCGAUGGCUGCGAACAGCUUUAAGUGUGAUGACUGCGGAAAGCUGUUGGCGAACGAGGACGCCGUAAUGUUCCACGCCUCCAAAACAAAACACGAGAACUUCAGUGAGAGUUCCGAACAAAUCAAACCAUUGACUCCAGAAGAGAAGGCGGCUCAGAUGCAGUUGAUUCGUGACAAGAUUAAGAUUCAUAUGGAGAAAAAAUCGAAGCAAGAGGCAGAAGAGGCACGAGAGAAAGAGAGAAAACGUCGUGAAGACGGAAAAGCGAUGGUCGCUCAUAAGGAAGCGGUUAGAGAUCGAGAGAUUCGAGAAGCGGCUCAACAACGUCGUCGUGAGAAGACGGAGGAUGAGAUAGCGAGACAACGAGUCCUCGAACAGAUUAAAGCGGAUAAGGAGGCACGGAAAGCAAAGGCUUCGGGAGUACCCGUGCCAGAGCAGAAGGCUCCGCCCACAACGGUGGCUCCGGUUGUGGUGGCACCACCAAAAGAUUAUAGUCAAACGACACUUCAGUUCCGUUUGAUUGAUGGACAAACUGUUAGACAACAAUUUCAGGCGAAUGAGCCGCUCGCCAUGGUUCGCGCGUGGAUCGAGACGAAUCACGCGAACGGAGUUCCAUUCUCAUUGAUGACACCAUUUCCACGCAAGGUUUUCACCGAGGAUGAUAUGGGAACACCAUUGAAAUCACUCAACCUCGUCCCAUCUGCCAACAUCGUUCUCAACCGUCUCGUCUGA